GCUUUAACUUUUACAAAUUUCUUUCAUUUUACUUUCUUAACCCAUAAUAUUCCCUCUCUCUCUCUCUCUCUCUCUCGCUCGAGUAAGUAAAUAUUCAAAGUGUAAAGGUUUCUAUGGGGAGUUUGGAUGUCGAGAGGAAAACAAGAGGAUUGGCAGCCACAGACCCUUCUGGAAUUCUCUCACCAUAUACAUACACUCUCAGGAGUACAGGCCCUGAAGAUGUAUUUGUCAAAGUGAUUUGCUGUGGGAUUUGCCAUACUGAUAUUCAUCAAGUCAAAAAUCAUCUUGGCAUGUCCAAUUAUCCCAUGGUUCCAGGUCAUGAGGUGGUCGGUGAGGUUGUUGAGGUGGGAUCUGGUGUGACCAAGUUCACGGCCGGAGAUAUAGUUGGAGUUGGCUGUAUCGUCGGAUGCUGCGGGAAUUGUCAACCGUGCAAAUCAGAAAUUGAGCAAUACUGCAACAAGAAGAUUUGGUCCUACAAUGAUGUCUAUACUGAUGGAAAACCCACUCAAGGGGGAUUUGCUGAUGCAAUGGUGGUUAAUCAAAACUUCAUGGUAAAAAUUCCAGACGGUAUGGAAGCAGAACAGGCGGCGCCGCUACUUUGCGCCGGGGUGACAGUAUACAGCCCAUUAAACCAUUUUGGGUUAAAAAAGAGUGGGCUAAGAGGGGGAAUUUUAGGGCUUGGAGGGGUUGGACAUAUGGGAGUCAAAAUUGCAAAGGCCAUGGGCCACCAUGUCACUGUGAUUAGCUCUUCAAUGAAGAAAAAAGAGGAGGCAUUGGACCAUCUUGGAGCGGAUGAUUACCUGGUCAGCUCGGACUCAACUCGGAUGCAAGAACUGGUUGACUCACUAGACUAUAUUAUUGACACAAUUCCAGUUUUUCAUCCUUUGGUGCCUUACCUUUCUCUGUUGAAAGUUGAUGGGAAGUUGAUAUUGAUGGGCGUUAUCAAUACUCCUUUGGAGUUUAUCACCCCCUUGGUUAUGCUCGGUCGGAAAAGUAUCACUGGGAGCUUUGUUGGUAGCAUGAAAGAGACAGAGGAAAUGCUUGAAUUCUGCAAGGAGAAGGGCAUUACUUCAACUAUUGAAGUUGUCAAAAUGGAUUAUAUCAACACUGCCUUGGAAAGGCUGGAAAAGAACGACGUAAGGUACAGGUUUGUGGUCGAUGUUGCCGGCUCCAAACUAGAUCAUUAAAAGCCUCAUCUACACCGGUCAUUGAAACGUGAUAUUCAACUUCAAAUUCGCUUUUCUUCAAGUUAUGAACUACAUAUACUAGUGCUAUAUCUUUCGGAUGCUCUUCAGCUUGAGAGUAAUAUGUUAUAUAUCCUCUUUGACGCCAAUGAUAUUUGGCUUUAUUUGUCACGUUUUAUGUUACAACGUGUUGCACCAAAACUAUUGAAAGUGUGAACAAUAAGUGACUCUAAAUACAAUGAAAUGAUGACAUUUUGCUAUAA
Molecule: messenger RNA, 1447 nt
Organism: Olea europaea var. sylvestris
Lineage: Eukaryota; Viridiplantae; Streptophyta; Magnoliopsida; Lamiales; Oleaceae
Product: cinnamyl alcohol dehydrogenase 1-like
Exons: 5
Coding region: 114-1187 (357 amino acids)
Biological process (GO): lignin biosynthetic process
Molecular function (GO): zinc ion binding; cinnamyl-alcohol dehydrogenase activity
Source: RefSeq, a predicted model, not a curated record